AUGGAUCUCACUGUGUCUGAGUGUAAGAAAAGGGGAGAGAUGGAACUUCAACAUUUCAGCCAUCACCAUCCUUUGUUCUUCAUUCAACAUCACAGUGUUUCAUGUGAAGAAGAAAACAAUUGCUUUGUGUGUGGGAAACUUAUAGGCGGUCCAACCUAUGUCUGCAACGAAUGUAAGUAUUAUCUUCAUAAAAGAUGUGCGGAGUUAGAGUUAACCCCCCACCUUAAUCAUCCUUUCCACCCUCAACACCUUCUCACUCUUUUCCCUAAAUCUCCUUACGAGGGUGGUUGGGGGUGUGAUUUUUGUCAGAGGCCUUCUUCGGGAUUCGUUUAUCAUUGUGAUCCCUGUAAAUUCGAUCUGCACAUCAACUGUGCUUUGCUUCAAUCAUCCAUUGCUCCAAAUUUUCCUACUCCUUUGCAUCAACAUCCAUUGCUCUUCAUUCAAGACCAUAACGAAGAAGUCAAUCGCGAUUGCUCCGGAUGUAUGAAACCAUUAUCUGGUCCAAUUUACCAUUGUUCAGAUUGUUCUCUUUCUGAUGAAUUCUUUAACCUUCAUAAACAAUGUGCAGAGCUACCCCUUGAGAUUAAUCACACCUACGACCACCGUAAGCAUCCCCUUACUUUCUUGCCGAAACGACCUACUCAUCUUCACAACUGUAGUUGUUAUUUGUGCAAAAUUCAGUGGGAAGGGUUUGUUUAUUCUUGCUCUUUUUGCAAGAUUGAGCUUACUCUUGAUGAUUUUUUCUCACCACAAACAAUCACAAAUGAAAAUCAUGAACACCCAUGGACGCUUUUGUCAAGACAAAGGUCAUUUGUUUGUGAUUUUUGCGGUACCACCGGAGAUCGCACCCCAUACAUUUGUGCUAUAUGCGACCUUCUUGUCAAUAAAAAUUGCAUUUCAUUGCCACGGAAUAUCUUGAUAACACGACAUCAUCAUGUUAUUUCCCACUCAUAUUCUCUUCCGCAACAAGAUGAGUUGUGCAGAAUUUGUUACAAGGAAGUCGAUACGAGGUAUGGCAGUUACCAUUGCAAUGCUUCUGAUUGCGACUAUAUCGUUCAUGUGCAUUGUGCUACAGAUAAAGCAGUUUGGGAUGGAAAAAGUAUCCCGGAAGGCUAUGAUGAGAGGUCCAUGGAAGCUCUUGAUGAAUCUAUAAAUUGGAUUACCGAUGUUAUUGAGGAAAUGAGUUUUGGAGAGAUUACGGUAGCAGUUGAGAUCAAACAUGCCUAUCAUGAUCACAAUUUAAGACUCACUUUUAGUGGGGAGAUGAAUAAUGAUGGCCAAUGUGAUGGGUGUACGAGGACUAUCUCAACUCCUUUUUAUAGUUGUGAGCAAUGCAAGUUUUUUCUCCAUAAAGAAUGCGCUGAAUUGCCGAGAAACAAACGACACCCAUUUCACAAGCACUUGCUUACGCUCACAAAUUCAAAUACAGUAAUUUUUGUAUGUAAUGCUUGCCAAAGUCUUCACCAUGGAUUUAACUACAAAUGCGAUGAUGGAAAUUGCAUGUCAUUCUUUGAAUCGAAUUGCAAUGCCUGUCGUAGAAAAAGUGACCCAUGGAACAUGGCAUAUAGAUGCACGAAGCAUUGUGAGUUCACUUUAGAUCUAGAAUGUGCCACACUAUCACUCACGGCUUGGUACAAGUAUGAUAGACAUCCUCUUACUUUGACUUGUUUUGAUGAUUCUGAUCUUUCUCAACAUUAUUGUGAUCUGUGUGAGUAUGAAAGGGACCCAAAUGAUUGGUUUUACUACUGUACUGAAUGUGAUAACUCUCUCCAUUCCAAAUGUGCUCUUGGGGAUCUCCCAUUUCUAAAGAUUGGAAGCAACAUUGACAAGCGUCUUUUUCAUAAACACCCACAUCCAUUCACUAUUGUGAAAAACAUAUGGGAUUGCCCUCCAUGUAAAUUUUGUGGUGAAGGUUCUCAAGGCCAUAAUACUAUGAAAGUAGCAGCCAAAAUGGGGCAUACAGAGGAAGUGGACCCUUGUGAAAAGUUGACUGACGAGGAUAUUGUGUAUGUCCUUAGAAAUUCCUCUGGUCUAAGAAAUGUUCCAUUUGUCCCAGAGGUUCCAUUUGAAGUUUUGGUUAGAAGACUAUUUGCUCAGUUGUCAGACCCAUGUCAUCAGUGUCUAUGGAUUGUCUAUGAUGAACAGAUAAAGGCUUGUGAAUCAACUGGAUUAAAGAGGUUCCCAUCGUUAAGAAGACACAUGAAUGACGUUGUAAGAAAGUUUUUAGAUGCUGCUGCUAAGCCUGCUGAGACAAUGAGAGGAAAUCUCAUUGAGAUGAAGAUGGAUUAUAUAAAUUCUUCGCAUCCAAGUUUUAUUGGUGGGAACAAAGCUGUUGAGCUUGCUGUGAAGCAGAUGAGAUCAUCAAAGCAUUCAUCUUCCUUUGUGAGACUGACUGACAGUUGA
This is a messenger RNA of Gossypium arboreum, 2403 nucleotides long. RefSeq lists its product as uncharacterized. The record is from RefSeq and is a predicted model, not a curated record. Lineage: Eukaryota; Viridiplantae; Streptophyta; Magnoliopsida; Malvales; Malvaceae. The transcript is spliced from 8 exons. Bases 1 to 2403 code for a protein of 800 amino acids.